Messenger RNA from Clavispora lusitaniae ATCC 42720, 1170 nucleotides. RefSeq lists its product as uncharacterized. Lineage: Eukaryota; Fungi; Ascomycota; Pichiomycetes; Serinales; Metschnikowiaceae. The record is from RefSeq and is a predicted model, not a curated record.
AUGAGUUCCAACAAAACCGGAACCCCAAUCACUUCACCUCAGAAACAGGUGAAGCUAGAUGUUCCAUCCACCCCUCCGGCGUCGAAGGGUAAAAAACAUCUCCUGGCAUUUCUUGCAACGCCAGAGCAACCUGACGAUAACCUACCGUUCAGUCCUGCUUUAAAACGCAGUAAUUCUGGAACUUUCAAGUCUCCCGAUUACAAAUUCAAUACAGAAAAUUUACAGUCGCCAUACUCUUCAAAUGCCCUACUCAAGACACCACGAAACUCAGGGUACGACUCGGACGACCGAGACACACCUCGGAGAUCCAAAGUAUUGCGCACACCACAAUUUUUUAGUCCUGGAAGACGCUUGUUUGCUGAUGACCAGGGGCAGAACAAACAGGAGCUUCAGGAAAUUAGCACUCAGUUGAAAAGCAAGUUAAGCCUGGCCCUCGGCAAGUUGAAGGGUCAAGAGAAAACCACUGCUGCUCCAGUUCAGUUGAAUUUCGCAGAACUCUCUUUCACGUCCACACAAGAAUCACCCACUAAAAAACACAGACAAACGCACGAAAGCAUGCUGCCUAGCAGCUCGUUGCAAAGAACCAAUUUGAACUUACAGACGUUGCAACUGACGCCAGGAUUCUCACACCCAGAGUCUCCGCCUUCCACGGGUGAAGGUCGACUUUAUCAGCCCCCCAAACUAACAGAAACUACAGGUGGACGAAUCAGCAUCCCUUCACCCGAUGAAGAGUCGAGUGCGCAUAAUGCAUUGCUUGCUGCGUUUUCACGACUGAGGCGGAAGAGUGGUAGCCGUUCUAGUAUGAGCGAAGACCGUCGGCAGUCCAUCAUUCAGGCGCUUAACGAACUGCCUCGACGUCAAAAGUUGCAUGAGGCGCCACCGAUGAAACAGACAGCACUUCCACCCUUGAACGUAGCACUUGACACCAAUCAGAACGGCGAUUCUGAGCAGGAUGCAGUGUACUCACUCAUGUCUCUUUCAUCACCGCAAUCAGUCAAGCAAAUGUCAGGCACCCACAGCCGACUGCAUAGCCAGAACAAUAAUUCACCUACUUCUUCGACUUCUUCGCUGGCUCUUCCGGUGCUUCCUCCCAUUUCAGGACUAAUCAGCAAAAUCGACCACGACGAGACCGACGUGGAGAAUGCUACUACCGAAGAGGAGUCAGACUGA